Molecule: messenger RNA, 1404 nt
Organism: Diaporthe amygdali
Lineage: Eukaryota; Fungi; Ascomycota; Sordariomycetes; Diaporthales; Diaporthaceae
Exons: 5
Coding region: 1-1404 (467 amino acids)
Source: RefSeq, a predicted model, not a curated record
AUGUUUUCCAACUACAGGAAAGAGAUGCACCUCGAUCUGACAGCCGGGGCUCAGAGAUUGAUAUUACACAAGGACUUGUGGUGGGACGAUUGGAUAUUGAUGCUAUCAUGGAUUCUUCUCCUCGCGAACUCAGUUGUUAUGACCGUCAGUGUCAGCCUUGGCUUCGGUAUGCAUCUCUUGAACAUCGCUUUCACCAAUCGCGAGAAACUAUUGUUACUCGUCGGCUACGACAAGACCCGAGUUUUUGUCUGGGUUAUCAUGGUUUCUAUGAAUCUUCUAAUGUUUUGCGAUGCUCUCUACUCAUGGGUUGAAUGCCAGCCUUCUCGCAAGCACUGGGAGAUAUUCACGGACGGCACCUGCUGGAGUCCCGACAUUGCUGUCAAGUUCGGCAUCGCUGCCGGCGCAUACUCGGGCUGCAUGGAUGUCGUCAUGGCGAUUCUUCCUUGGAGAAUAAUCUGGGAAACUAGAAUGGAGCGCAAAGAAAAGAUUGGUGUUCUGGUUGCGAUGAGCAUGGGACUGUGUGCUGGAGCUGCGGCUUUCGCUAAAUGCUCUCAGAUACCACAGAUCUCACUAUUUGACGAGACUUACACAGGAGCCAGCCUAGUCAUAUGGGGUGCCACCGAGCCGGCCAUUACAAUCGUGGGAGCUUCAAUCCCAGCACUUCGGGUGCUUCUAACGGAUUUCAAACAUCUCACACAGCGGCGUCUGUCUGAUCAGUCCGAAUCACAAGGGUCGAACUUUGAUUUCUGGAAUGAUGGUUCCAGACAAAGUCGUCGUUCUUUGUUCAAAUGGGACAUAUUUGGAAGCUCAAAAUCAGUGAACCCGUCACAAGUGACGGAGACGGCAUCCAGUAUAAGCUGCAGCAAUACCGCGACUCUUGCCCCUCCAGCAGGCCUUGCCGCUCAUCUUUGGAUACCCGAUUCUACGCAAAGCUCUCCUACAUUCAAUUGUGAAGUCUUUGGGUCCUCUGAGACAGGCGAGCUAGGAGACACGACACACAAAGCACCAAUAGCGGUCCCAAAGCCGAUGCGACCAGCAUUAAGCCACAAAUAUCCAAAUCUGAGCCAGCAGCUUGAAGAUUUCUUGUGGAGCCGGAGCAAUAGUUAUGCUGGAACCCUCAAUGACUCCAUAUAUGAAGGCGAAACCAGUCCAGUACUCAAUACUGUAACGCUAAGCCAUGCCACAAGUGCGAGAGCCUUCAAGAACCGCCUUCUUGGGGCCAAAAAGCACGUUGAAAGUGUUUCCAAAGCGGCAAAUAAGAAUUGUAGUGAUCGGGAUGCUUGGAUUCAAAGCAGCGUCUUAGAAGAUGGACGGGGCGACAAAGGCCCGCUUCUACUGCAUAGUGGCGCUCCUGAUCGCUUUGUUGUUGUGCAGACAACAGAGAUUACGGUCGAGUUCGAAUGA